Fonsecaea nubica is the source of this 1794-nucleotide messenger RNA. RefSeq lists its product as hypothetical. The transcript has 3 exons. NCBI's taxonomy places the organism in Eukaryota, Fungi, Ascomycota, Eurotiomycetes, Chaetothyriales, Herpotrichiellaceae. The record is from RefSeq and is a predicted model, not a curated record. Gene Ontology annotation, molecular function: transmembrane transporter activity. Gene Ontology annotation, biological process: transmembrane transport. Bases 1 to 1794 code for a protein of 597 amino acids.
AUGGACCCUUUGAGCAGAGACAUCAUUCGCGCCGAGGUCGACGCAAACAACGAUCGACCCGACACUUUAUCCUACAUCGCCACUCAUGGGCCAGAUAUUGAGAGAGAGUGGUCUGAAUCUGAUGGGUCCUUACCCAUUUCACGGAAUGUCACCCAUACUUACACGAAUGCCACCCAACACACACUCCACCCCGUCGAGCUUGAGCGGAUAGCAAGGUCGCGGACACAGCAUCAGCUCACCGUGGGCAGCCGACCAUCAACCGGCGCACGACGGCGAUCGACAGCUACCGUGCAGACGUUAGGUGCCGGCAAGCCUUUACCACCCAAAGACAACACCGAAGGGUACGUUGUCGAGUUUGAGGGCGUCGACGACCCCGAACACCCACAGAAUUGGCCGUUUUGGUACAAAGUCAGAACAUCCAUCAUCUUUUCCUUCAUCACCUUCGUGGCCUCCUUCUCGAGCGCAAUCUUCUCCUCCGCCAUCCAGCAAGUUUCUCACGAGUUCCACGUCUCUACCGAAGUCGGCGUCCUGGGUAUCACGCUUUAUGUGUUGGGCUUUGCUUUCGGGCCCAUCCUCUGGGGCCCUGGUUCCGAGCUGCUGGGCCGCAAGCUUCCCCUGGUCGUCGCGAUGUUCGGAUUCGGCGUCUUUGCCGUUGCAGCCGCCACCGCUAAAGACUAUCAGACACUGAUGCUCGCACGUUUCUUCAGUGGCUUCUUCGCGGCUUGUCCCUUGGCGAUUGUCCCCGCCUGCUUCGCCGAUAUGUACGACGACAGCCAGCGUGGCAUUGCAAUCACCGCGUUUGCCAUGGCCGUCUUCUGUGGCCCCUUCGCCUCACCCUUUGUCGGUGGCUUUAUUGCCGAUAGCCAUCUGCGCUGGCGCUGGACCAUGUAUAUCGCCUCCAUCAUGGGCUUCCUCUCCACUUUCCUCACCCUUUUCACGAAAGAGACAUACGCACCCGCGGUCCUCGUUGCCAAGGCCGGCCGAAUUCGACGGGAGACGAAGAACUUUGCCAUUCACGCGAAGCAAGAGGAGGUCGAGGUGGACUUUCUGGAGCUCGUCGACGAGAAUUUCAUGCGACCAAUCCGGAUGCUGUUCACUGAACCCAUCAUUUUCCUGAUCACCCUGUAUAUGUCCUUCAUCUACGGCCUCAUCUACCUGUUCUUGGGCGCCUACCCGAUCAUUUUCCAAGGCGUGCACGGCAUGAACGAGGGUGUGGGUGGCUUACCAUUCAUUGGUCUGAUCAUCGGCCAGUUCUGUGGUGGCAUCUACAUCAUGAUUGAUCAGGUGGCAUACAAGAAGAAGCUCGUUCGCAACCACGGCGUCCAGAUCCCGGAAUGGCGACUCCCACCCGUCAUUGUUGGCGCCAUCGCCUUCUCCAUUGGGCUUUUCUGGCUCGGCUGGACGGGCUGGAACAAAUCGAUCCAUUGGCUCGCGCCGACUGCUUCGGGCGUGGUGACUGGCUUCGGUAUCCUUUGCAUCUUCUUGCAGUGCUUCAACUACAUCAUUGACACGUAUUUGAUGUUCGCUGCCUCGGCCAUCGCCGCCAACUCCCUACUUCGAUCGUUCUUCGGCGCAGGAUUCCCCCUGUUCGCGGACCAGAUGUUCCACAACUUGGGCAUCCAGUGGGCUGGGACCUUGCUGGGCUGCCUCGCCGCGGUCAUGAUUCCCAUUCCUGUGGUCUUUUACAUCUGGGGCCACAAGAUCCGGGGAUGGAGCAAGACCACAGUGAGCAGGGAGGCGGCUGGGAGCGACGAGGAGGACAUGCGACGGGAGAAGAGUGAGAUUGAGGUUUGA